AUUGUGAAUCAAUUCCAAGCGAAGCUUGUCGUCCAAUCAGGGCUAGGAACACACGACAUACAGUGUUAUAUGCUUGUGGAUUUGGGGGGAGAGAUCACCUGAGGUUCCUUAGGAACGGAUGAAUUUCUAAUGGGGGGAGUCAAACAAGAGCAUAACGAUGGUCCUGGAUCAAAAGGUUUUCAUCAUUCCGACUCAACACAGGAAGAAAACAACAAUUCACUCAGCACACAGCCUGUAAAGAAGCGUGGCUGGCCCAAGGGUAAAAAAAGAAAGAAGGUCUUACCCAAUGGUCCUAAGGCUCCAGUGACUGGGUAUGUGCGCUUCCUGAAUGAAAGACGAGAACAUAUACGUGCCUUGCACCCUGACCUCCCUUUCCCUGAAAUUACCAAGAGACUUGGGGCCGAAUGGAGUCGCCUCGCUCCCCAUGACAAACAGCGCUACCUGGAUGAAGCGGAGCGAGAAAAGGUGCAAUAUGCACGGGAACUGAGGGAGUACCAGAAGAGUGAGGCCUACCAGAUCACCAGUGCCAAGAUCCAAGACAAAAGAAUUAAGAAAGAGGAGAUAACGUCUGUUAUUAUAAAUGCCAAUAGUUCAGGAUCAGCAGCUAUUAAGAAUUCUGUUCUUCAGGGUUCAGAUCUCUCAAGCAGAUUCGAUGUACCCAUUUUUACAGAGGAGUUCCUUGAUCAAAAUAAAGCGCGGGAGGCAGAGCUUAGGCGGCUGCGGAAAGCCAACGUGGAGUUCGAGGAGCAGAACACCAUUCUGCAGAAGCACAUAGCUGAGAUGUUUAGUGCCAAAGAACGCCUGGAGGCCGAGCUGGGUCAGGAUGAGCUGCGCACACAGGCUCUGCAUCGCCGCCUGCAGGCUAUCAAACAGACGCUAGUCACCAAUCUGGCCUCUGUGCCCCUGCCAGGCACAGGCGAGACCCCCUCAUUUGGAACCCUUGAUACUUACCUGAGCCGUUUGAGCAGUACCUUGGAGAGCAGUCCUCACGAGCAUCGCGCUCUGCUGCUCAAGCUCCAAGAGCUGCUGGCUCACUUCGACAGUGAGAAACUUUGAGAAAAGUGUGCAGCUGCGCUGUGUAUGGAAUUGAGGUGUUUCCUUUAGCGUCUUGCAGCACCAUGAAGACAGGAUUACCCAGAAACCUGAAGGAAGAUCUCUGCUUUUUAUGGUGUGCAAUAAAGCCUGAUGGUCUGAUUAGACGUAGUUGUCUCUUGAGGCGCUAUUGACAUGGUAGUUCUUUAGAAUGUUUUACUUUCUCAGAUUGAUAGGGAAUGUUUUUUGUUUUUAUCAUUUUUUUGUAUUUCAUACCUUAAAACUGUCCAUUAUUCUUCUGUUUUAUUCGUCAUUGCUGUGGACUUAAUGUCUAUUUAUAUUUAUAGCAUUUGGCAGACACCUUUAUCCAGAGCGACUUUACUUAUCUCAUUUAUACAUUUGAGCAGUUGAAGGUUCAGGACCUUGCUCAAGGGCCCAACAGUGGCAGCUUGGUGGUGCCAGGGUUUGAACUCAUGACUUUCCGACCUGUUGUCCAAUGUCUUAACCACCGAGAUAUCACUUAAUAACAAUUAUUCAUUUGUCAUUCCAGAAACAUAAGUUCUGUUCCACUGAUUGAUUGCUAAUAUGUAGUGGGAGUUUGGUAUUUUAAGGCAAAUUAUUAUCGUGAAAAUUUUCCUGAAUGUAAAUUUUACAUUUUACACUGACUUAUAAUAGUGUAUUUGAAAAGAAACAUAUUAAGAUGGGUACUGAGAAGCUGAAUCAGGGAAUGUUUUGUUUAAAUUAAAUUGUUCUUGUUUCAAAAUGUUUACUCUGUAAAUAUUUUUUUUUCAGUAAUGUGCUAGUGUAUAAUUGCAAAAUGCUUUAUAAGUAUAUGUUGCUGCAUAUAUGAUGUUGCAGUGACCUUAAAUGCAAUAAAAUAGAUAUAUGAACUAA
Neoarius graeffei (lesser salmon catfish) is the source of this 1926-nucleotide messenger RNA. RefSeq names its product high mobility group 20B (gene hmg20b). The transcript is spliced from 9 exons. The coding region runs from base 130 to 1056 and encodes 308 amino acids. Lineage: Eukaryota; Metazoa; Chordata; Actinopteri; Siluriformes; Ariidae. The record is from RefSeq and is a predicted model, not a curated record. Gene Ontology annotation, cellular component: nucleus. Gene Ontology annotation, biological process: regulation of gene expression.